UAGGGUGGGGCUUAGCGUGUGAUUGGCAUUGUGUGUGUCCGAAUAGUUAGCCACGGGACGGACGACAACCAAAAGCUUUGAAAAAUCUGACCGGGACGACUAGAGAGGACUGAAAAUAACCUUGCAAAUAGAAGAGUUGAUGCUCGGCUGGGGCAGUGGAUGAGAAGUGUGUAACAGCACGGGCAGGGAGCAGGAACAGCAUCGGCCACAAUAUUAGUGAAUGUGACAUUGUCUUCACAACUGGAGUUUCAGUGACCAGCAGCCAUGACCACAGCAGGUAGAGAUGAACUAUGCAGCAGGUGUUGGAAAACCUGGGUGAGCUGCCCACCACCACCGGGGCCAAAGACAUUGACCUCAUCUUCCUCAAAGGCAUCAUGGAGAGUCCUAUUGUCCGCUCACUUGCCAAGGCUCACGAGCGUUUGGAGGAUGUUAAACUAGAGGCAGUGCAGGAGAAUAACGUUGAGCUCGUGACUGAGAUUCUGGAUGACAUCAGCAGACUAAGCGUACGCGAUGACAGCGCAGAAGAACUUUCCAAAAUCCUGCUGGAGCCUCACUUUCAGUCUCUUCUAGAGGCCCAUGACAUGGUGGCUUCUAAGUGCUAUGAAGCUCCGCCCCCUCCUGAGGUAACAAAUGAUGCGGCAAUAAACAAUGCUCUCAUGCAGGCUGAUGCGGUCAGGAUGAUUGGUAUCCGCAAGAAAGCAGGAGAACCACUGGGUGUGACCUUCCGAAUGGACAAGGGUGACCUGGUGAUCGCUCGCAUCCUUCACGGAGGGUUGAUUGACAGGCAGGGUCUGCUGCAUGUGGGUGACAUCAUAAAGGAAGUGAAUGGGAAGGAUGUUGGCAAUAAUCCCACUGAGCUACAGGAGAUGCUGAAAGAGUGUAGUGGGGGGAUCGCCCUAAAAAUUCUGCCCAGCUACAGAGAUGCUUCAGCACCAGCACAGGUGUAUGUGCAACCACAUUUUGACUACAAUCCAGCCAAUGACAAUCUGAUUCCGUGCAAAGAGGCGGGGCUUGCUUUCAAUAGAGGUGAUAUCCUACAGAUUGUGAACAGGGAGGACCCAAACUGGUGGCAGGCAUGCCAUGUAGUGGAAGGAGCUACUGGGCUUAUUCCCAGUCAGUUUUUAGAGGAAAAGAGAAAAGCGUUUGUUCCUAGAGACCUGGAUGGAACAGGUAUUCUGUGUGGGACAUUAACUAGUAAAAAGAAGAAAAGGAUGAUGUAUCUUACUGCUAAGAAUGCAGAGUUUGACCGGCAUGAGCUUCAGAUCUACGAGGAAGUAGCAUGCAUGCCACCAUUUCAGAGGAAAACGCUCGUUCUGAUCGGAGCACAAGGAGUUGGGCGCCGUAGCUUGAAAAACAGACUUGUUGUUUUACAUCCCACCCGAUUUGGUACAACUGUACCUCACACAUCUCGCCGAGCCCGUGAGGAUGAGCGAGAUGGACAGUCAUACAGUUUCGUAACACGCUUAGAAAUGGAGAUGGAUAUAAAAGCCGGACGUUAUCUAGAACAUGGAGAGUAUGACGGCAACCUUUACGGUACAAAAAUCGACUCUAUUCAUGAAGUGGUCAACACCGGUCGCACCUGCAUUCUGGAUGUGAAUCCUCAGGCCCUAAAACUGUUAAAAACAGCAGAGUUUAUGCCAUACGUGGUGUGCAUCGCAGCUCCAGAGUUUGACACGCUGAAGGCCAUGCACCAAGCUGUGGUUGAUGCUGGGAUCGCAGCCAAACAACUCACAGAUGUCGACCUGAAGAAGACUGUAGAUGAAAGCGCUCGUAUUCUCCGGGCUUACCGGCAUUACUUUGAUCUCAUCAUUGUCAAUGAUAACCUAGACUGUGCAUUUGAGAAACUGCAGUCGGCUGUUGACAAAUUUUGCACUGAGCCACAGUGGGUUCCCGUGAGCUGGGUUUACUGAAAACACCUUCAUAAAAUCACUGUACGUGUGUGUGUGUGUGUGUGAGAGAGAGAGAAAGAGAGUAUAUGAUGGAUCUGAGGUGAAGUGAAGUAACAUGUUUGGACUGACCAAACAAAUGUUCAGCAUCGCAAUCGCCCUAACCUUUUAUUGUGCACACAAUGCAAAUUUUUUUUACUGAAAAGUAAAGGGAAGAGUACUACUUAUUUAUUGUAUUAUUUGUAUGUUUUUUUUUAAAAAUAUAUUUCUAUUUGUGACAUCUUUGGAGCUUGACGAAAACCAAACGAGAAAACGAAAAAUUGACUUUGUGAGGCCAUAUUUUUUAUUUAUUAUUUCUGUUGUUUUGUGGCACCUAAACGUCUGUGAUGUUUCAGUGUAUUCUCAAAUGAAGGACUAACCAGACAAAGUGUAGCAUGCCAAGGGCUCAUAUAGGACAACUGAACCGAACUGUUUACAAACAACCUGAUUUCUUAACCCUGUUUCCCCAACUGUAUCAUUGGCUUGUUCUCAUAACCAAAAUGACUUAUGCAAACAUUCAUAUCAAUGUGUAGUUAGUUUUAUAUAUUAAAUAACCUGUUUUUUAACUUUCAUUUACAGAGUUGUUGUUUAUGUUGUGCAUUUGGCUCCACAUUGUUUCCGUGACCACAAUUGUUGUUUUUGUGUGUGUUUUAAGAAUUGAACAAACUGCACUGUUGAUUUUAGUAAUACAUUUUUGUUUCUUUGUUCUGUUAUGUUGCAAAAUCACAUGACCUGCCAAGUUUUUGUUAAUGUACCUGUGUCUUUAUGUCAACAAUACCUCGACAAUACUGCAAUAAAUAAACGAACAAUGUUA
Paramisgurnus dabryanus is the source of this 2739-nucleotide messenger RNA. It is a transcript of the gene pals2b, whose product is annotated as protein associated with LIN7 2, MAGUK p55 family member b. NCBI's taxonomy places the organism in Eukaryota, Metazoa, Chordata, Actinopteri, Cypriniformes, Cobitidae. Gene Ontology annotation, molecular function: protein binding. The record is from RefSeq and is a predicted model, not a curated record.